GGUGCUGAUGGUGGUAGAAGCAGAGGAAGUAGAAACAGUGCGCACCUGCAGUUUAGCAGCGAGCGGGCGCUUUGAAGCCCCUCGCGCGGCGGAGAGGACCCGCUCGUGCGGUGGGUGUGAGUCACAUAACUUGUGUGGGAGGAGUUAAAGCAAGAUGGCCGCGGGAGAGGGGAGAGUGUCUGAGAAAUCAUCAAAUGGGAUGUUUAUGUGUCGCUAACAGGAUGCACAGCAGCUCGCAUGAAGGAGUGGUUUAUUCGUUAGCGUCCCCGGCUCGCUGUGGUCUAACUGUCCACUUGUCUCCGGGUUGUUUUCGCCCCGGUCAACCGUUUGCAGCUCUGACAUUGUGGAAUUCAUUAGCAGCUAGUCGUUAGCAACACACCAGCGCUAACUUACUAGCAGCCAGCUAGCAGGUCUCCGUGGAAAUCAGCACCUCGCAGCGACUGCUGAGACCAAUACGCAUUCAAGUCCAGAGUGCCCGCCCUGACUGGCUAUGGAGUGGUGUUGGCUUCAGACUGGAUGACAGGGUCUACAGGGAGGACGGGGCCACUCGGUUUCUAAGGCACCUAGACGUAUACUGGCAGUGCCUGCCCAUUCAGCUGACCUUCUGCAGCUCUCUCUAGAUACACUCUCCCUCUCUCUAUCCUCCUCCUCUCCUCCCUCCUCCUGAUCCUUUCCUUUUCUCCUUCCUUCUGGUUACUGUUGCAUCUGUACUUUGACAUAAGCGGAAGCCGUCCUCUCUCCAUUGAGUUCUUUGGACUUGCCUGCCACUGGGGCCAGUAUGAGCUGGCUGAGCAGGCUGAAACCGCCGGGUCCCGGGAGUCGGUCCGGUCGGAGCGCCGCACCUUCCAGCCCCUGCACGGCAGACCCAGAGACAUGUCUCAUGGUGUUUGAAAACCACUGGAGACAGGUGUCUUGGGUGUUGGAGCAGCAUGAACCAUCCUCCUCCAGCGAUGACCUGACAGCCGUGAGGAAUCACACCGACCAGAUGUUGUGUCUUCUGGCAGAGGAGCGGCCCGCUGACAACGCAGAGGGCAGUGUGCCACCCAUAGGCCCCAUACUGGAGCUGGUGGUCACUGAGAAUAUUCUGGAGCACCUGGUUCAGUGGCACCUCCGCCGUGGCCUGGACCCAGACAGCCAAGGAGCACUGCUCAAACUGUUUGAGAUGCUCAUCGGCCAGUCUCAGCAGCCUCUGCUGCAGCACACCGCCAUUCUCCAUCCCCUCCUGAGGCUGCUGGGAGCUUGUGCGGACCCAGAACUCGGUUGCCCUUCAGCCUUGGAGAACAGCCUUGUACUGCUGCUCAAUCAGGUCUGUGUGUCGAUGGCCCGGCAGCCAGUGGUCCUAGAAAUGUUGUUCCGUGCAGCUCCAGCCCAGCAGGGGUCGACCAACCUUCUGAUCUUCUCCCUCCUCGUGCCAUUUAUUCACCGGGAUGGAGCCAUUGGACAGCAGGCCAGAGACGCACUGCUGCUGGUGAUGGCGGCCUCUGCCAGCAAUGAGGCUGUGGCCCGCUACAUCGCUGAGAACUCCUACUUUUGCCCAGUGCUGGCGACAGGCCUCAGCGCACUCUACUCCUCUCUGCCCAGAAAGAUUGAGGUCCGAGGGGACGACUGGCACUCCCUGCGGCGGGAGGACUGGAUCGGCGUGUCAUCGCUUGUCCUGUUCAUGAACUCACUGGAAUUCUGUAACGCAGUGGUGCAGGUGGCUCACCCCCUGGUUCGCUCUCAGCUCCUAGACUACCUCCACAAUGGCUUCCUUGUGCCAGUCAUGGGCCCUGCCCUGCAUAAGUCGUCAGUGGACGAGAUGAUCGCCAGCACCGCCUACCUGGACCUUUUCCUACGUAGUGUGACAGAGACUUCCCUCCUCAAAACCUUCCUGCGCUUCAUCCUGCUGCAUCACCACGACAAUGAUACUAUCCUGGACACACUCCUCACACGCAUCAGCAGCAAUUCAAGGCUCUGCAUGGUAUCGUUGAGCCUCUUCAAAACUCUUUUAUCCCUGCACUGUGAAGACAUCAUGCUGCAGCUCGUUCUCAGGUAUCUACUGCCCUGUACCCAUGUUAUGCUGAGUCAACGGCGCGCCAUCAGGGAGACGGAUAUUUAUGGAAAGUCUGCAGACAAGUUCUUGUCGCUGAUCCCAGAGUGCUGCCGGAUGAAUGUGGCGCCCUCUGCUGAGCGGGAGGAGGAUGCAUUCUGGGGAAAAGUACUGAGCAGUCCUAGCACAGAGGCUCCGGCCCCACCCAGACCCAGCACUCCCUCUCGCUUGGCUUUCUUCAUGCGCCAACAGAGCAGUGGAGGGGGUCCACCCACCCCUACCAGCAUGGAGCCUUCAUCAGGCCCUUCCAGCUCUCACCCCUUGUCCCCUGACAGCCCAAUGCACCAGCAGACCCACUCCGAGAGUCUGGACUGGGACUCGGGUUAUUUGGAAUACCUCAGAGAUGCCCGGCGGGGCAUCGAGCUCUGUUCCUGGGCCUGCCGCGACUGGUCAGCACCCUAUGAUGGAGAACACCCCUCACCAAACACAGCCCCUCCUCCUCCACCUCCACCUACCUCCAACCCCUCCAUAGCUAUGUUCCCUGAGCACUUCUCUUUACAGCAGGGAGGAAACAGUCAUACCCCUCCAGGCCAACAGAGAGCAGCCAUUGUGGCUGCAGCUCGGUCUGAGUGGAGCAGCUCGGAGCGGGACAGUGGAGAGUGGGACGUCACAAUUGGCAAAAACAACUGCAUCAGCCUCACGCCACGCUCCAAGAAACGGAGUCUGCAAAGAGAGGAGCACCUGCCCAAACCUGUACCUCCUCUCAUCCCGUCCUCGUCGUCUUCAGCAACCCCAUUAUCGACCUCCCACUCAGUCUCAUCCCCGGAUCCUCACAUUCCCUCCACUGCCAUCACCGUUAGCUACCAAGCCAUGUAUAAUGGAACAAUGGGGCAGGGGGACAGAUGCUCAGACAGCCGCGAUAGGGGACUGGAGGUGAAGAAAGUGAAGAGAGACUUGGGCGAGCAGCAAUAUCUGGAUGAAAAUGCCAAUCAAAAUGGAUCCCUACUAACCUGCCCCUCCCAAAGCUGCACAACUGUCCCACAGGCCAAUUUUAGCAACAGUGACAUCAGUGAUGCAACCUCCCUUUGCCUGAAACAGAUUCAGCCUCGGGGCUCCAUCACCCAGGCAACAUCGGAUGCCAAACUGCUGGCCAGUGACACCUCAAGCCCACAUAGUGCAAUAUCACAUUUCGCAGAGGACAACCAGAGACAGCAAUCUGUAGAGAGACUGAUUGAGGAGCUGCUGGAGGAGGCACCAGAAGACCCACAGCCCUCCGGAGACUCCAACGGUCAGGGCAUCAGCAUCGAAGCCUUCACGCAGGAACUGAGGGAGCUGGAGGACCGGGUGGAGGAGCGCAUCAGAGCAGCCUGCCAGCAGGAGGAACCAGCCACAGAGUGUGUGACGGCUGAACAGCAGCAGGAGGAGGAGCAGCAGCUGUCCUCUACAGUUGAGGCUAAGCUGAUGGGUGAAGCCAAGGGAGACUUGUGUAGUCCUGCCAGACCGUUGCAUCAGGCUGCCUCUCAGCCCUACACAGGUCCAUUCAUUGUGGUGCUGUUUGCCAAGCUGGAGAACAUGCUCCAAAACUCUCUGUACGUCAACAUCCUGCUCACGGGCAUUGUGGCCCAGCUGGCCUGCCAUCCCCAGCCACUCCUACGCUCCUUCCUGCUCAACACCAACAUGGUCUUCCAGCCCAGCGUCAAGUCGCUGAUUCAGGUUCUAGGUUCUGUGAAGAACCGCAUUGAGGCGUUUGCAGCCUCUCAUGAGGAGUUCCCUGCCAUGCUAAGGAAAGCCCAGCAGUACCUGGUGGCCCGAGGUAAAGUGGACUGGACCGACUCAGCUGCUGCGGCGCCCCCCCUACGGCGCUCUGAUUCUCUGGUGAAGAGUCGGAAGCCUUCUCUCGGAGACCUCAUCCUUCGCCACACCAACAGCCCGACCCGGGCCCGGCACGCCGCUCAGCUGGCACUUGCACACGUACGGGACGGCGGCCAAUCACUGCACAGCGCCCUGUUCAAGGGCACUGGCUUUGGGGCGGCGUCCAGCUUGGAGAAACAAGCCGAAGCACUGCGAGUGAAGAACGCCGUGUACUGUGCGGUCAUCUUCUGCGAGUUCCUCAAGGAGCUGGCCGCCUUGGCUCAAGAGCACGCCGUCAGCCUGCCCUUCCCUCACAGCCAGGGAGCAGAAGAAUAGUCGGUAAACAGACUCCUUUAAAUGUAGCUCCCAGCCUCCUCUUUGUGCAUAGACCUUAAUGAUAACGACUCUCCCAUCACCAGAGGACAAGCUGGAGCACUGAGACACUUCUGUCUGUCACUGAAGCCGGAAAAACAAGAGGAAAACCGCUGCGUUUUUGUACCAAAAUCAUUAUAGGAUAUCUAUAGGACUGAAACAAACGUCCUCAUCUGUAAACGUAUGUGCAUAAUCAUGUACUAUAUUUGCAUUGUAUCCUCAAAGUCUCCCAUUCGAGACCUUCGAGCUUGUAAAUACACAUACCACAUCAUGGUAUAGUGUGACACAGUAAAGCCACAGAUUAAUGACAUAGGUGCACACAUUUGGUGCUAGUUGAUACUCUGUCUUUUUAGUUUGAGGGGUGUUUUCAGCUGGUACACAGGUGACGCAAAGUCACGGCAAAACACCAAAAUAGUCUGGAUCAUUCAUAUUCGAUAAGCUCAGCUUUUGUCAUCAAAGACUGGCCAACAGAACAUUAUCAUUGACAUCACAGCACCCAGGCGGCUUUUCAGUUUUAGUUUUCUAUGAAUUAGGAAGAGGAUGAAAACUGGAAAACACAAGUGGAGGAGAGUGGCACAUUGUCUCCCGUAGAGCACGAGCUCCACUCCAGACGCGAAAAAAGGAACGCGUUUUAGCUCGAGUCUCAUUUUAAAUGUUUAUCUUUGCACCAUAUUCUAGACAUAUCAGCAACGGAGCUGCUGUGUCUGGCGUUGAUUUUAAAGAAUGACUCCUUUUGGGGAUGUCGUCUCUUCGGGCCAUUAACAAGUCAUUGAGCUGUUCCCAUAAGAGGCUGUGGGAUUAAAAAGGCAGCCCUGCUUUACUCUUCAUUUAGUAUUUUCUUUUAAGAUCUGAGGCUAUGAUAACAGGGCAAGAAGGGAAGAUGUUUUGGGAAUCUAUUUUUUUUUUAUUAUCAUUUGAGAAAUUUGAUUUGAUUUCAUUUGAGAAAAAUGUUCGUCUUUAGAACAUAACAUGCUGCUGUUUUUCUUUUUCAUACAAACACCCAUGUGUUGUUUGGUGUCAUAGCUACUGUCUCUUCAUUUCAUUAUUAGGUACUAAGUGUAACUGUGCAUGGGGGGUGGAGGAGUCUGUGCCAUUUGAGUUAUUUUACGUUUUGAGGUUGAAUGUUGCGGCCAAUCAGUGUUAAAAACUUUUGCCACAAUACAAGGCAACAUUUUUAGGCUGGGAAUUGGUGCAUGCUGGUAGGUUUUUAUUACUGGACUGUAAUAUCUUAGUAGUUUUCUAAUUCCUCUCAUAGACAUUGUGAGAAAACGCUUAAACGUUAAGAACCUGUCAAUUGAAACAAUUCUCCUCUAUGACUGUAUUGUAAUAUCCAUGUACCCGAUUCCAGGUCCUUCAUGAAAUUCUUUAUUUUGCACAUCUUAACUUUUAGCAGUAGAUGAGCUGCCUGGCGCCCUGCAGUCUUCUCUAUAAAACCAAAUCCCACAAGUUUUAGACACCUUUCAUCUUCCUAACUUGUUAAAGCCAUUGCCACAAUCGUCUAGUGAGUCAUCAAUGCUGUAAGUCACUUUUCUAUGGACUUUGUAGACAUUUUGUACCACCCAACAGGUUUUUGAAGUAACAUUAGUUAAGAGUUUCUGCAUGGUAGUAAAAGACAGAUUUACGAUAACAUAAUUAAAUAGCAGAACAGAGUUUGUGCCGAGUUGAAAUUAGCAGUAGGGUUUAGUGGUUAGUGACUCAUCCCAGUGCCUGCAGAGAUCAGCAGCAACAAGAACCCGUUUCACACCCAGUGUUUGCACCCGGGUAAUUAAAUUGCUAGAGAAAUCACUUUUUAUGCACUGCCAUCCGCACGUCCAUCUGUUCACCUAGCCUCCGUGUCCAUGUGUUCAGAACGAGAUGGUUUCCUCGUACAGGAAAAGGACACAAAGUCCCACUGCGCAUCAGGUUUUACUAUGUUUACACUUGAGAUUGUGAUUUUUAACUAACCGUUUUUUUGUUUGUUUUUUUUUUGGUGGGUCGUAGUUUGAGCAUGAUGGUAGAUGCUCAUUAUUUAACCAUUCACGUUGUAAUGAAGCAGUUUCAGUGAUCUGUGUUUAUGUGACACCUCCAUGGACACCAAAGACAAUCCCAGUAACUCCCAGCGUCUCUGCACAAGCAGUCACAGAGUUUCGUGUCACACUUCUCAGUUGGAAACAGUGACAGUGGCCAAACACAGAGAAAACAGACAGAAUCACCAAUACUCACUCACUGGUGCUGUGGCUUUUGCAGAGGUGAAAGUAGAACCAAUAUCACACCUAUGAAAAAAAACAAGUUGUAACUAGAAUUUUCCUUAACCUGAUUCUUCCACAUGGUGUUAUGGCGCAUUAAGCCUCUCUGCAGUCUGCAGUCAUUUUCAGAGCUCACUUUCACUCUCAUGUGUAAGUCUACAGUACAAAGGCCUGGACAGUUUGGAAGGGGGCAUUUCUUUAUAACACAGUCAGAUGAUGAUGACUCAACAGACCUGAAAUGGAAACAUGUCUUACAAUGAAUCAAGCAGUGAGGUUGAAAAAUAAAUGUCCUUGUGGUUUGUGAUAACGCUGUCGCUAUCACAGCUGGAUGCCGGAGCAUCACUUCCUAUAUUUUGGCCGGCACACAGUAAAAACCAUGCUCUGCUCGAGGGAAUGAA
This is a messenger RNA of Betta splendens (Siamese fighting fish), 6875 nucleotides long. It is a transcript of the gene fhip1b, whose product is annotated as FHF complex subunit HOOK interacting protein 1B. NCBI's taxonomy places the organism in Eukaryota, Metazoa, Chordata, Actinopteri, Anabantiformes, Osphronemidae. The transcript is spliced from 12 exons. Gene Ontology annotation, biological process: endosome organization; endosome to lysosome transport; lysosome organization. The record is from RefSeq and is a predicted model, not a curated record. The coding region runs from base 779 to 4216 and encodes 1145 amino acids. Gene Ontology annotation, cellular component: FHF complex.